AUGCCUUCUCAAAACUCAGAUGUCAGAGCUCUACUGAUAAUCCUCAUUCUUCUAUGGGUAUUUUUCUCCCCGGACGGUAGCGAUCCCGCCAGUUUGACGCCGCCUGAACUCUCCCACAAGCGUCAAGCUCGAUUCCAGGGUGCGCUCGACGUCCUGGACACCACACGAUGGGGUGAUUUCGCUCCCGAUGCGCCGCUCUCCUCGUUACCGCCGCCUCCUACCGAAACCGACAGGCCGGAUGCCGAUCGAGAACAGGGCCCUCGGUUUAUAAACAUCACGGGGUUCAGCCAGCUCGAUGGGCAAGGGUACGCGUGGGAAGACCUCGGUCGGUUCCGGAACCGCUGUCGCGAAUGGAGCCGGAACGCCUUCCCCUCGGCCUCCGCUAGCCGGUUGUAUGAUGACGACAGCUGGGAGCGCAAUAUCGGCAGCGGCACAUGGAACAACGCUACGGGCACUCUCCAUGGCACUUGGGUGCGACGACCGGGAACCGUCGCCAGGCAAGCCGCGGGAUACAACCUCAGUACAAUUGCCCCAGGGGCAACUUGGCCUAGUGGUCUUGGUGAAUGGGGGAGAAACAUUACGGGCGACCAUGGCAAGGUCGAGUUGCGGAUAGACGAGGAUGAGGGAGGUGGUGUUUACGAAGAGAAGGUUGACGGCAACACUUCUAGGGGGGCUAGUUUGGCGAGGGAGAUCCAGGCCGUGGCUACCAUCCAGGACGACGCGAGCGAGGCUAGCAGCUUGAGCUUGUUACUCCAUGGUGUUCACUGGCCACGGCAAGGCGCUAUCCUUCUGACGACCAGCAGCGAGAAGUUUGACGGCAUUUUUGGCCUUCCCCAUCUGGCACCAGGACCCAACUUCUUCCAUACCGGCCAGCAUUUGCUGAAUCAAACGCUGGGCAAGAUCAUCGAAGCCAGAGAGAAGAGUAAAUAUGGCUUCCCAGGCAACCCAUGGGGCUCAAGGAUGGAGGAAGAUGACGGCUACCCUGCACAAUGCGAGUAUGUCAUGUACCUCCAACUACAUCCGUUCGAGAUCACCCGUCGGUAUGACACUUUGCUCGAAUCUUACAUCGAGGAGCUUGAGCGCGAGUUACGCCAUCCCACAGGAGCGCCCAUCGGCAGAAUCCCCGAUCUGCGUGCGUCCAUGGUGGCUUGGUCUCCUGACUGCUCGUUUUUCCUAGAGUCCAAGGGCCCGCCAGAGUUCCCUUCAGUCGACGGACAACAUCUUGUCGGUAUGAAGGAGGACAUGUUCACCUACACCGCGAAAGAAUGGCUGAUUGCAUUCGCUGCCGUCGUUCUGGGUCAGAUAUGGCUCUUCAAGGCACAGAUGAAACAGUCGAGUACGCCGUCUACUACCGGUCGGGUGAGCUUCUGGACUGUAGGCACCAUGCUCUUUGCCGAUGGCAUGAUCUUUAUUGCUGUUUGUGCCUGGAGUCUGAACGCGACAAUCACACUUCUGCCCUGCUUGCUCGUCACAUUUGCGGCCUUCAUAUCCAUGUUUAUCGAAGGCGCAUUUUUGUCAGAGGUCUGGAAGAUUCAAGAGCCAGAGAGGAGGAUUCGUGACCGCGAAAGAGAACAAGCCGCUGCUGCGAACCGCAACGUCUCAUCAGGGGCAGCAUCGACAACAACGUUGCCAUCCACUCAACCCUCCAUCAGUCAACCUCAGCCACCCACAGCACAACCAACUGCUCCUCCCAGCGCCCCCGCUCAGCCUCGUCAACCCAUCAUCGUCCCUUCAGACGGCGAUAUCGACGAAGCCGAACAACUAGCCAACCUCCUCUCCGGUGCCUCUGCCCUCCCUCUCCCCGCCACCGCUCGAACUCCCGGUCAACCAGCACCCACAAACGAACCCCGUCCACCAACCCACUUCAGCGCCAUAAUUGGCCGCUUCGUCCUAUCCGGCCUCUUCCUCCUCUUCCUCUCCGCCGUCGCCACCUCCUGGCCCUCACACAUUCGCUCCCUAUACGUGAACACCCUCUCCUUUCUGUAUCUCAGUCUCUGGGUGCCGCAAAUCAUCCGCAAUACGCAACGCAAUUCCCGACAAGCUUUCACCUGGCGCUUCAUGAUCGGGCAAUCUGUUCUAAGAUUACUUCCCUUUGCGUAUUUCUUCCUAAGGGAAGAUAACGUCCUGCUAGCUGACCCCGACCCCUACGCUUUCCUCGUGUUGGUGGGCUGGGUGUGGAUCCAGCUCUGGGUUAUGUGUACCCAGUCGGUACUAGGACCGAGGUUCGGAGUGCCGAGGGGAUGGGUAAGAGAAGCGUGGGAUUAUCAUCCUGUAUUGAGGGAUGAUGAUCUAGAGGGCGGUAAGGUUGGGUCAUUGCCGAUUGGACUGGCGAGGACUGGCACCGGUCUGUCCACAACAACGACGGCUUCUGCGUCGUCCCCAGUUGAAGAGAGAGGGGGCGGGAGCGGGAGCGGGAGCGGGAGAGAUAGGGAUAGGGAGUGGAGUGUGGUUUCUUUGACUGGCACGGCUUCAACUACAGAGGCAGGCGAAAGUAGUGCUGGUGGAGGAACCACCACGGGCAACCGUGAACGUGAAAAAGAAAAAGAACGAGAAAAACAAAAGGGCGUCACCAUGCGCUCAGUCGACUGCGCUAUUUGUCGCGAGUUAUUGGAGGUGCCCGUGUUUAACAAUAACAACAACAACAACAAAGCUGGCUCCUUCUUCUCCUCCUCCUCGGAAUCAUCAUCAUCAGCAGUAGCAGCAGCUUCUUCGGGCAUGGCGGGCAUCACGGGCGUGUUUGCGAGAAAGGCAUACAUGGUUACGCCGUGCAGACAUAUUUUCCAUACGGAUUGCUUGGAAGGGUGGAUGAAGUAUCGGUUGCAGUGUCCCAUUUGUAGAGAGGAGUUGCCGCCUUUGUAG
Sordaria macrospora k-hell is the source of this 2859-nucleotide messenger RNA. RefSeq lists its product as uncharacterized. Lineage: Eukaryota; Fungi; Ascomycota; Sordariomycetes; Sordariales; Sordariaceae. The record is from RefSeq and is a predicted model, not a curated record.